AUGAGGCUAGGCAUCUCAGAAAAAGGUGGGGUGAUGGCCAAUAUUGAUUUAAGGUCCAUUUUUAUAGAGGAGAUUAAGGCCAAACAGUUUGAAGAUGUAAAUCUGAACGAGAUUAGAGAAAAUGUGUUGAUGGGGAAGGCUCAAGAUUCAUCACUUGAUGCAGGUGGGGUGCUCAACUUUAGGGAAAGGAUUUGUGUUCUCCAGGUGGAUGGCAUAAUUCAGAAGGUUCUGUCUGAAUCUCAUGGUUCGCGAUAUUCUAUUCAACCUGGAGUAACCAAGAUAUAUCAAGACUUGAAAUGUCUAUAUUGGUGGCCAGGUAUGAAGAAGGACAUAGCCGAGUUGACCAAGUCAGCACACUUCAUUCCGGUUAGAAUGGACUACAAUGCACAAAAGUUGACAAAGAUUUAUGUGAAAGAGAUAAUAAGGCUGCACGGGGUGCCCCUUUCAAUCAUUUUACACCAUGGUAUGCAGUUCAUUUAUAAAUUUUGGGAAAAGUUACAUGAAGAGCUGGGCACUCAGUUCACUUUUAACACUGCUUUUAAUCCACAGAAAGAUGGACAAUCAGUGAGGACAAUCCAAGGCUAG
Molecule: messenger RNA, 585 nt
Organism: Solanum dulcamara
Lineage: Eukaryota; Viridiplantae; Streptophyta; Magnoliopsida; Solanales; Solanaceae
Exons: 2
Coding region: 1-585 (194 amino acids)
Molecular function (GO): nucleic acid binding
Source: RefSeq, a predicted model, not a curated record